This is a messenger RNA of Manihot esculenta (cassava), 814 nucleotides long. RefSeq names its product cytochrome b561 and DOMON domain-containing protein At4g17280. The transcript is spliced from 3 exons. Bases 71 to 781 code for a protein of 236 amino acids. NCBI's taxonomy places the organism in Eukaryota, Viridiplantae, Streptophyta, Magnoliopsida, Malpighiales, Euphorbiaceae. The record is from RefSeq and is a predicted model, not a curated record.
CAAGUCCCCUUUCUUUUAUACAGUUUUAUAUGUUGUUCCACACGAUAGAGUCCUUGCUUAAUGCCUAUAGAUGAUGAGUUCCCAUUUCCUUGUAAUCCUUAGUCUCAUCUUUCCUUUUCAUUCCCAAGCCCUUGCAAGAAAUGAUGAAGUUUUUCCUGAGGAAACACUUGGAGGGAAUCAAGAGUGGCACACUGUGGAAAACAUCAACACUGAGAAUGGAGUUGCAUUUGCUAAUCUCGGAUCAUGGAAAGCUCAUCGAGGGCAUCACUUCAGGAAUGCUCAUGGGAUUCUGAACAUCAUAGGAUGGGGAGGUCUCUUGCCUAUUGGAGUGAUAGUUGCGAGAAACUUCAGGCGAGUUCCCCUGAAAUGCGAUGAAUGGUAUAAUCUACAUGUACGCUGUCAAACUUCAGGUUACAUUGUUGGAGCAAUUGGAUGGGGCGUUGGGUUGUGGCUUGGAAGUUCUUCCAAGCAACAAACUUUAAGAACACACAGAAAUCUUGGCACCAUUAUAUUCACAUUUGCAACAGUACAAAUGCUGGCCAUUUGCUUGCAACCAAAGAGAGAAGAUGAUCAUCGCAGAUGGUGGAAGAUAUACCAUCAAGUUUUGGGAUAUGCACUGAUUGCUAUGAUAAUAGCAAACAUAUUUCAAGGGAUUCAGAAUGAAGCCCAUUCUGAGAAGUGGAAAUGGGUGUACGUGGGAGUUCUUGUAGCUUUAGGUUUUGUUGGAAUAUCAUUGGAAAUUUUCAGAUGGGUGAAGCCCAGAAUUCAUAUCAAUUUUUAACAAAUUCAUCCAAUUACAUUUAUUGUAUUUGCA